Harpia harpyja (harpy eagle) is the source of this 4206-nucleotide messenger RNA. It is a transcript of the gene B3GALNT2, whose product is annotated as beta-1,3-N-acetylgalactosaminyltransferase 2. Gene Ontology annotation, molecular function: hexosyltransferase activity. Gene Ontology annotation, cellular component: membrane. The coding region runs from base 106 to 1707 and encodes 533 amino acids. The transcript is spliced from 13 exons. NCBI's taxonomy places the organism in Eukaryota, Metazoa, Chordata, Aves, Accipitriformes, Accipitridae. The record is from RefSeq and is a predicted model, not a curated record.
CGGCCGAGCGGCGGCGCGGGGAGGAGCCGCGGGCGGCCGUAGUCGGCUCGUCGCCGCUGGGAGAGGCCGGCGCGGAGGGGAAGGGGCUGGCUGUGGCGGCGGCCAAUGCGAAACUGGCUGGUGCUGCUGUGCCCCUGUGCGGUCGGGGUCGCGCUGCACCUCUGGCUGCUGCUCAGCUGCCCCGGCGGCCCCGAGAGGCAGCCGGCAGAAAAAGUAGCUGCAUGGGUAGCAGAAGAUAGAAAGCCCAGCUUUCUGUGGAGCUCACUCAUGCUAGCAGUCUCCAGUGGAGUUUCUCUGGUGCCUGAUAAUGCAGGUCCACUGGCAUUCUUUCCUCAGUGGAAGCUGAAACAUUAUGAUAUUAUUGUAGGUGUUUUGUCAGCUCGACACAAUCAUGAACUGCGCAGUGUUAUAAGGAACACUUGGUUCAAGCACCUGAAACAACAUCCUGCACUGAGCCAACGUGUCCUUGUGAAGUUUAUAAUAGGUGCGCAUGGUUGUGCUGUGCCAGUGGAGGACAGAGAAGACCCAUACUCCUGCAAACUUCUGAACAUCAGUAACCCAGUUUUGAAUCAGGAAAUUGAAGCAUUCAGUCUCCCUGAGGACGUACCUUCUGUGCUAUCUGAAGACAGAAUUGUCAGUGUGAACUUUCGUGUACUUUACCCCAUUGUCAUUACCAGUCUCGGAGUAUUUUAUGAGGCUGAUGGGGUGGGAUUCCAGAGGAACAUCACUGUGAAACUGUACCAGGCAGAACAUGAGGAAGCUCUCUUCAGUGCUCGCUUUAGUCCACCAAGCUGUGGAGUGCAAGUGAACAGAUUAUGGUACAAGCCAGUAGAGCAGUUCAUUUUGCCAGAGAGUUUUGAAGGUACCAUUGUGUGGGAAAGCCAGGAUCUUCAGGGCCUUGUUUCAAGAAACCUUCAUAAAGUGAUGGUGAAUGAUGGAGGGGGUGUUUUCAGAGUCAUUACACAGGCAGGGGAAGGCUCACUGCCACAUGAACUCACAGAAGGUGUGGAGGGAAUAGCAGGUGGUUUUAUCUACACUAUUCAAGAAGGUGAUGCUCUAUUAAAAAGCCUCCAUACUCGCCCAGAAAGGUUUACAAGUCACAUACAAAAUCUUGAAAAAGAAGAUGCUUUAUUGAAGGAAGAAAGCGGUACCUAUGACGAUAUUGUUUUUGUAGAUGUUAUUGACACUUACAGAAAUGUUCCAGCCAAACUGCUGAACUUCUACCGAUGGACAGUUGAAUCAACGAGUUUUGAUUUGUUGCUGAAGACAGAUGAUGACUGUUACAUUGAUUUGGAGGCUGUUUUUAACAGGAUAAUGCAGAAAAAUUUGGACAGGCCAAACAUCUGGUGGGGAAAUUUCAGACUAAAUUGGGCAGUUGAUCGAACUGGGAAAUGGCAAGAGCUGGAGUACCCAAGUCCUGCGUAUCCAGCCUUUGCUUGUGGAUCUGGCUACGUCAUCUCCAAAGACAUUGUUCAGUGGCUGGCAAGCAACUCUGAAAGAUUAAAGACAUACCAGGGUGAAGAUGUGAGUAUGGGCAUCUGGAUGGCAGCUGUAGGACCCAAGCGUUAUCAAGAUAGUCUCUGGUUGUGUGAGAAGACAUGUGAGAGUGGCAUGCUGUCUUCCCCCCAGUAUUCUCCACAGGAACUGAGAGAGCUCUGGAGGUUAAAGGAACUGUGUGGAGAUCCUUGUAGAUGUGAGGAAAGAUGAUGGACUUGCCUUGGAAAACAGGGUAGUGUAUAAUGAUCAUGGAAAAAUGUACAUUUGGAUUAAUUCUUGGAACAAUAAGGAAUCUUAAGGUAUCUUUUAAUGUUGGGUUUCAACUAAAGUAUAACAAUAUUUGCACAUCCCUUUUGAUAAUUACAAGUGGACUGAUACUAUUCAUUUUCUAUAGUAUAGAUGUUGAUCUGACAGAAACCAAAAUGUUUAAGAUAAAUUUCCUUUUUAUAUUAAGUCAAAGACCUACUUGUAAUUAAUAAAUGCACAUAAGAAUGCCAACUAGCCUGUCUUUUGUAAAUUGAAGUACUACUGACUUAACUCAGUAUAGAGCUGUACCAGGAUCCAGUGGAGAGCUGUGCUCCGCACCAGGGCAUCUGGUAAGUCUUGCUGCAGCAGGUUUGGUGCUGUCUGAGGGGUUGCUCUCAUCUGUGCAGGGGCUGGGACAGCUAGGGGUUAGGAUUUAUGUUUAGUUUGUUUAUACCAUUGUCAUUUUAGAUAAAAAACCAGUAUCAAAGUUUGCUUAUACCAAAUCUUGAAGUACUGCAAACUUGGCCUGAUGAGGAGGGAUUUCUGAUAGCUCAAUGUGUUAUUAGAUAUGAAUCUGAGAGUACACAAGUGAAAGUAAAAUCAGAUUGAGAAAGAAUGUAAAAUAACUAGCAAUGCCUUGCAGUAUGCUGAGAACUUAUUUAUACUGUGGUAUCUUAAUGCUGUAGGGUAGAAUAAAGGUCUUUCAGAUUUUGACCUUAGUCUAAGGCUGUGUAGAUACUUCUACAAUUACUGCUGUUUCACUUUUGUUUGCUUUAAGGUUGUUGGAAGUAGGCAAAAACAGAAAGAGCAAGUAGCCUCUUUCAGUUCAGCACUAAUUUUGUCCUAUUAUAAGCAAAGAGAUCACAAUUAAAUCAUGUACUCAGAUCAGUAAAACAAAUUCUCACUGCUGUAGUGGGAAGGUAGUAUAAAAUCUUAGCAAAAGGGUUACCUUGAGUUUUAUUUAAAUGAAGCGUUUAAGCACUAUGUGGUAUCUCUCAAGUAAGACACUUCAGCCAAAAGCAAAUGCUUUCAUGGAGACUGACAAUUAAGUUUAGGAGCUGAAAGUAUUAUUGUAUAGCCCUCUGGUGCCACAUAUAAAAUUCACAUUCUCUCAUACGUGAGCUCAGGCACAGGCUGUCCAUACUGUCUGUGGGCAGUCUGUAACUCUUCUGCAGUUCCGGUGCUGGCUUUUCCUUCAGUCUGUCAAGAGCAUCCCUUCUUACCACCGUACUAACACACAGUCUCCAUUUUCUAUUGAGUAAAACUGCAAAGGCUUUAAGUCAUUGUCUAGUUCAACUUCUUUUCCUUCCAGCUAGAAUAAGAAAGGAAAAAACCCUGAUCAGACUUAAACUGAAAUCUGUUCAUGUAAACUUAACUACAGAUCAGGCAGUUGCAGUCAGGGAGGAUCUGUCAUAUUACAGGAAUGAAGUUAGGCCCUAAAUUACAGCAUGAAGACUGCCCUCCUUUAGUGAAAUCAAUUUGAUUAGGUAGUAUUUUAGAACAUGCUACUGACCUCUAGCAGCAUGCAGUAUUUUAUUGUUGAAUUACCCAUUUUUAACUCACUUUAGAACUUUCGUAGGACAGUUUCAGUUCUGAACCAGGAAUUUUAAGUAGGCGAUACAGCAAUCCUUUGACCCGCUGAAUAGUCAUAGACUCUGUCAAGGGGGAAGAAAGAAAAGUUACUAGAAAAAUGCUGCUACCACUGAGCUGUAGCAAAGUAGUAGUGUUUAAACUAUACUUGCUUAUAGCAACAGUGAAAGGCUGUAUUGCUGCUUCAGUUCUAACACUGCAAUAAUGUCUUUGGUACCUGAAACCAUAACUGCUAAUAUCAAAUUGAAAAUGGUUUUUAAUCUCUGGUGGAUAGGACAGGAUAUGCUACUAUGGUUUAAGCGCUUUGAUCCCAUAUACCAAAUUAAAGUGUUACGGCUUCAUAAUUUACUUUUUUUGAGUUUGUAUUUACUACAUGCUAAACUAAGUGACCUUUGGGACACAUACCAGUCAGGUUCUGACUACUUGCAUCUGGCAACUGUUCCUUGAAGUUUUCAUUAGCAGGAAUUGGCUCUCCUGGCACAACUAAAUGAAUGUCACUGUGGAACUAGUGCCAUUCUUAGAAAUGAUGUUAUGUUAGUUAGUCCCAAACAAACUGCCAGCAGUGUUGUAGAGUGGUUUAUAUUAUGAAGUCAGUUACACGAAGGGAUAUUUUUUGUAAUGGAUCUUGAAUGAGUAAAUGUAGUUUGUUCUAGAGGUGAUAACUGUGUUUGCAAUAGAUAUACUCAAUAUUUUGGUUGAACUUUCACUUCUUUUGAAGCUUUAUCUAAAGGCACAGCAAUAGUGAGUUAUUCCUGUAAUACCACACAUUGUACUUAAACAAAUAUUUUUCUAUCAAACAUUUUUGUAAAAGCUGUAUCUAUCUGAUUUUAUGCGACUUGUGAUAAUAAAUGUGAUUAUUAUUUUAGAAUAAAA